AUGAGAAGGGUAACCAACAGAACGAGGCAAGUGUGCCAUGGCUCAGAAAAACAGUCACAGUCAACAGUGGCUGUAAACGUGUUAUGUGGGUAGAGAGAUGUAUGCGUUUUUGUAGUUUGCGUGUUAUGCGUUUCACGAGAAGAUAGUUAAAGUGAGAUAGUUCGAAAUGAUUCGUUAGUGAUUAUGUUUACUAAUGGAAAAAUAAACAAAAGAGAAGUGGGCUUUGAGCUGUUAGAUAGUUAACGGUCAAUUAGUUACUGUAUAUGUGUGUUAUUUUGUACUAUCGUUUUAUUAUUAUCUAUUGAAUCAAUCAUGGGGGAUGAUAAUUUUGUAUUACUUUCCUUGAAAUAUUGAAGUUUCCCAGAAGUUUGGAAGAGUCGAUGAGAUACAGUAGUUUUUUAACAAUGACUUCUGCAUGUUCGUGGACUUCCGAAGGGCUUCAGCAACAGUAAGACAUUGACUUGGAGCCAUUAAAAUAAUUAAAUAACAGAAAAAAAAAGAAUGACGACACUUUCCAACGUUUCAAAACAUUUCAAAAAAUGUAGACGGAGAGAUGAAAACGAACAGAAGGCAGGCACGACAUAAUUCACCAGCCGACCCAAUGGGUGCCAACAUGGGCAAGAACUCGUCCCUUCUGGAUGCCCUUCCAUCAGGUCAAGGCACUCUCCACGUGGUGAUGCUGGGUUUGGAUUCAGCAGGCAAAACUACCGCCCUCUAUCGACUUAAAUUCGACCAGUACCUGAACACAGUACCGACCAUCGGCUUCAACUGCGAAAAGGUCAAAGGAAUGACCGGCAGGGCAAAAGGGGUAAACUUUCUCGUUUGGGACGUGGGGGGACAGGAAAAACUGCGACCUCUCUGGAAGUCGUAUACAAGAUGUACUGACGGGAUAGUGUUUGUGUUGGAUAGUGUUGAUGUGGAACGGAUGGAAGAGGCCAAAAUGGAACUCAUUCGAACUGUGAAAUCGCCAGAAAACGUGUGUGUACCAAUUCUAGUGUUGGCUAAUAAACAAGACCUUCCCGGUGCGAAAGAACCACGGGAAUUGGAAAAGUUAAUGGGCCUAACCGAAUUGGCCGGUUCGAGUACUCCCGGAGGACACCUGUGGCAUGUACAACCCGCCUGUGCGAUCACCGGAGAAGGACUGCAAGAAGGUAUAGAAGCGCUCUACGAAAUGAUUUUAAAGAGGAGAAAGCUGACGAAGAUGAACAAAAAGAAAAGUAGAUAAGCUAAUUUCUCUAAGCAAUUAAGGUACCUAUUGAAUCUGAAUUUAAUUUUAAAUUUAGCAGGUUCGCAAAGAAAAAAAAAGGAUAAAAGAGAUGUGUCCUUCGAAAUGAACCGUCUGAGAUUGUUACAGAAAUGAAUGGAGGGUGUCCAGUAGUACGUUAUUCAAUUCCAUAGUUGGUUUUUAUGCCAGGAGGCAGAAGUUGACCAAUGUUGAUUUGGCUAAUUGGUUAAUUAUUAAUCAAUUUUCAUAAUUAAGAAGUUCGAUUCUCGAUAAAUUUUAGGAUGCUUAAGAGAAUAUGAACGCAUUUUUCUUAUAGCACUUGAAAUAAAAAAGUUGUGAUUAAAUUUAGAAAAUACUACAAAUGGCGCAGUAAACGCCAUCUGUAGCACG
This is a messenger RNA of Agrilus planipennis (emerald ash borer), 1615 nucleotides long. It is a transcript of the gene Arl4, whose product is annotated as ADP-ribosylation factor-like protein 4C. Bases 554 to 1225 code for a protein of 223 amino acids. Gene Ontology annotation, cellular component: cytoplasm. The transcript is spliced from 2 exons. Gene Ontology annotation, molecular function: GTPase activity; GTP binding. The record is from RefSeq and is a predicted model, not a curated record. NCBI's taxonomy places the organism in Eukaryota, Metazoa, Arthropoda, Insecta, Coleoptera, Buprestidae. Gene Ontology annotation, biological process: vesicle-mediated transport; intracellular protein transport.